Gorilla gorilla gorilla (western lowland gorilla) is the source of this 8445-nucleotide messenger RNA. Its product is annotated as torsin-1A-interacting protein 2. The transcript is spliced from 5 exons. NCBI's taxonomy places the organism in Eukaryota, Metazoa, Chordata, Mammalia, Primates, Hominidae. Gene Ontology annotation, biological process: membrane organization; endoplasmic reticulum organization. Gene Ontology annotation, cellular component: endoplasmic reticulum; membrane. The record is from RefSeq and is a predicted model, not a curated record. Bases 1893 to 3305 code for a protein of 470 amino acids. Gene Ontology annotation, molecular function: ATPase activator activity.
AACUUUUGUAGUUGUGUAUGCUUUACAUGUUACUACUUGUUUUCAUAGCAGAAUUGUAACAUCCUGGCUUACAUGCAUGAGCCAUCAUACCUGGCCCAAAUUUAUAAACAUGUAAUAUGUAUUGAAUUGUAGUUAGCCUUAUAGCACUUAAUAUUGUAUGUUGGAAUCUUCUAAACUUGGUUAUGUAAAAAGUCAUUUGGUAUACCACACAAUGUCACCUACCAGGUAGUCAAAGCAUUUACCAUUUUACGGUGAGAUGAAGUAGAAAGGAUACAUCUUAGAAGACAGAGCACAAGGCAGCCACAUUUACAGAGGAAGCAGUUGAGGCAAAUCUGUGUCCCUCUUAGAAAAGUCCGAGGAAACAGAAAUUAAGCAAGGCAUCCCUCAGCCAGCCGUCUAGUAGGUUCUCCAUAAAUGGAGAAUAAAACCUUACAGCCUUCACCUGUUACAAGCCUUGAUGGAGACAACUAAAGCAAAAUGAUACAAGUUUUGCUGCAGAUUUCAGCGUCACAAGGAAGUGGAAAUGACUGUCAGCAAUGAGGCUACAUUUUAUUUAAGUAGAAAUAUGAAUCAUUAUAACCGCCAUGUAUAGAGCACUGAACACCAACAUUUUGUAACUGAACUUGCAAGGGAUUCACUCAGAGUGAAUGUCUUUUGUUGCCAUGUGAAGCACACAGGUCUCAUCAGUUCCUUGUAGAAGAUACUAUCAAAAGCAUCUAUUUUGGGGCAUGCUUAUGGAGUGGUUUUCCCUACAGCUGUAGAAAGUCUCCAGCUACUGCAUUUUCCUUCAGGAUGAGGCUCUGCCUCACUUCCAUUAUGCAGUCCAGAGGUUCCUAAUGAACACAUACCCUGAUAGGGAUCAGACACUGUUCAAAAGAUUGACCUGCCUGGCUGGGCGCAGUGGCUCACGCCUGUAAUCCCCACCACUUUGUGAGGCUGAGGCGGGCAGAUCACUUGAGGCCAGGAGUUUGAGACCAACCUGGGCAACAUGGUGAGACGCUGUGUGUACUAAAAAUACAAAAAUUAGCUGGGCAUGGUGGUGCACAGCUGUAGUCCCAGCUACGAAGGCUGAGGCACGAGAAUCGCUUGAACCUGGAAGUUGGAGGUUGCGGUGAGCCAAGAUUACACCACUUCACUCCAGCCUAUGCGAAAAGUGAGAUUCUAUCUUGGGGGGGAAAAAAAGAUUGACCUGCCUCUGAAACAGUGGCCUCCAGAUCUCUCAGAUACCCUGCCAUGUGACCUUUUCUGAGAAUUUGUCAAGAACUUCCUUGUUUGUCCCACUUCUUGUACUGUAAGGGAAAUGCCAUUUCAACUAUGAACAGUGAUGAUAUGUUACAAAAGGUCUGAAUGAAGUGGGCUGUAGGAUCUGUGUGUGCUUUGUGACAGGAAAGGUGUAUGUCAAGCAUUUGUAAGAUAAUAGAAAUAUCUGUGAUGGCACCUUUGCAGAUUCUUUUGGACUGCAACCUAGUAACCAAGUAAUACAUUUUUGAAAACCUUCAGUUCUGUUUGUUUGCAAUAAGGUUUAUUGAGGAUAAUCUAUGUCACAUACAAUUAAUGUACAGAUUUUAAGUUUGAUAACAAAUGGAACCACCACCUCAGUAAAGAUAUUAAACAUUUUUUUUUCUUUUUUGAGAUGGAGUUUUGCUCUGUCGCCCAGGCUGGAGUGCAGUGGUGUGAUCUUGCCUCACUGCAACCUCUGCCUCCCGGGCUCAAGUGAUCCUCCCACCUCAGCAGCUGGGACUACAGUCACUGUAUAUAUGCCUUAUUUCCUGGGUCCAUGGGAAGCAUGAGUCUGUUGGGACUUGGGACAAGAAGAAAACAAGACAUCUUCACAAGGAAAACCAAGUACUAAAAAAAGGAUCCUCCCAACUCUGAAGAGAUAGAACACAAACAUGGCCGACAGUGGACUUAGGGAACCUCAAGAGGACUCUCAAAAGGAUUUGGAAAAUGAUCCAUCAGUAAAUUCUCAGGUGCAGGAGACCACAAUCAUAGCAAGUAAUGCUGAAGAAGCUGAGAUCCUACACUCUGCCUGUGGUCUUAGCAAAGACCACCAAGAGGUAGAGACAGAAGGUCCAGAAAGUGCAGAUACAGGUGAUAAAUCAGAAAGUCCAGAUGAAGCAAAUGUGGGGGAACAUCCAAAGGAUAAAACAGAAGAUGAGAACAAGCAGAGUUUUCUGGAUGGCGGAAAAGGGCAUCACCUCCCUUCAGAAAAUCUGGGUGAAGAACCCUUGGAUCCAGAUCCCAGCCAUUCUCCAAGUGACAAGGUAGGAAGAGCAGAUGCACACUUAGGGAGCAGCUCUGUGGCCCUCCCUAAGGAAGCGAGUGACGGAACUGGAGCAUCUCAGGAACCACCUACUACAGACUCCCAGGAGGCCCAGAGUACUGGUCAUUCCAGUGCAGGGCAAGAGGGUGAGGAUACACUGAGGAGGCGACUGCUGGCCCCAAAGGCUGGAAGUCAUCCACAACAAACACAAAAAUUGGAAGAAAUUAAAGAGAAUGCACAGGACACCAUGAGACAGAUUAAUAAAAAGGGUUUUUGGAGCUAUGGCCCUGUGAUUCUUGUCGUCCUGGUUGUGGCUGUUGUGGCAAGUUCUGUGAAUAGCUACUAUUCCUCUCCAGCCCAGCAAGUGCCCAAAAAUCCAGCUUUGGAGGCCUUUUUGGCCCAGUUUAGCCAAUUGGAAGAUAAAUUUCCAGGCCAGAGUUCCUUCCUGUGGCAGAGAGGACGGAAGUUUCUCCAGAAGCACCUCAAUGCUUCCAACCCCACUGAGCCAGCCACCAUCAUAUUUACAGCAGCUCGGGAGGGAAGAGAGACCCUGAAGUGCCUGAGCCACCAUGUUGCAGAUGCCUACACCUCUUCCCAGAAAGUCUCUCCCAUUCAGAUUGAUGGGGCUGGAAGGACCUGGCAGGACAGUGACACGGUCAAGCUGUUGGUUGACCUGGAGCUGAGCUAUGGGUUUGAGAAUGGCCAGAAGGCUGCUGUGGUACACCACUUCGAAUCCUUCCCUGCCGGCUCCACUUUGAUCUUCUACAAGUAUUGUGAUCAUGAGAAUGCUGCCUUUAAAGAUGUGGCCCUGGUCCUGACUGUUCUGCUAGAGGAGGAAACAUUAGAAGCAAGUGUAGGCCCAAGGGAAACGGAAGAAAAAGUGAGAGACUUACUCUGGGCCAAGUUUACCAACUCUGACACUCCCAGCUCCUUCAACCACAUGGACUCAGACAAAUUGAGUGGGCUGUGGAGCCGAAUUUCACACCUGGUACUGCCAGUCCAGCCAGUGAGUAGCAUAGAAGAACAGGGGUGCCUUUUCUAAAGCUAAGCACAGAGUUGGUUACAGAAGGUAUAUGUUUAUGAAAAAGUUUGUUUAAAGGCCUUCCAUUUAUAUGGAAGGAGGUUGAUAAAAUAGCUUGAGGAAAUAGCCUGAAAAACAAAGAUGAGCUUAUUUUAGAAACAAGUUUUUAUUUUUUAUUCCUUGUAAAAUCUUUCUAAUCUAAGCCUUGACAAAGCUAAAAAUUAACCUGACUUUUUUUCUUUGGACCAAAUCAGGUUUGAAAUAUGGAUGAUAUAUAUGAGAAUUUUUUUUAAAUUCUAAAAUAUAGCAACGUUGCACAGGAAGAUACUCUUACUUCUUAGAGUAACUACAGAGUGAUUUUUUUUUUCUUGAGUGAGACUCUGAAGAACCUUUUCGAUAAUGUUUGGACUUGGACUAAAGCAAUUAGAAUUAUGAGGCAAUGAUAACCUUUAGAAAAUUUUUCUAUCACAUGUUGAAUAUUUUCAAACCUUACUUUAAUAAUCUAAAGUUACGGGAUUAUAUCUUAUAUUAAUUUUGCAGUUUUGAGUAGUAUGAUAAAAGAAAUAAGAAUUCAAACCAUUAAGUACCUACCUAAAUACUACAUGUAAGGCACUGUGCUUUUAUUCCAUUCAGCUGAGGUAUAAGCAGCUGUACUCAAAUGUUCUUAAAAAUGAGAACCAGUGGGGAAAUUGUUUAUAAUCAUUGGAAAUGAAGAAAUUCCAAUUGGCUAUAUCUUUACUUCAGCUUUUCUUGAACGAUUUACAGCAGUGAUUUUCAAACUGUGUCUACUGGCACCCUUCCCCUUUGUAUCAGAGCAGUUCUGCUUUUAACUGUUUUAUAUGUUGGGGUUCUCUAUGAGAUUUCAUUGGAACAAAGAGUUUCACUGAUAUUCGAGUUUGAAAACCAUUGAUUAAGUGAAAAAACAUCUUAGAAGAUAGGAAAUAUGUUUAAAAAAUGAAUGUAUUAAAUCUUAUGAGUAGGAAGAUGAAAUACAGGUUUAUUGUAUAGAUACAUUAUUUAUGAAGGAUAAAGAUCUAUACAUGAACAGCAGAAUGUAUAAGCUAGCAUUUACUAGCAUGUCUCUGAUGCUUCUGUCCAUUUCUGUUAAUCGUCAUUUCUGUCCCCUCUGCAUGGAAUUUUAUACUUGUCUAGGGUAAGAGUUUGUAGACUCUUUCAGCAGAACAGAUUUUAAUAACCAAUUUAUUUGUUUUAUUUUAAAAGUUUAUUUUUGAAUAACCAAUUUAAUAGUAAAUUUUAUAUGAACAUUUGGCAUAACUUUACCAGUUUAUUUCUAUGCAGUGAUGGAACAUUAUGUAAUGCAGCUCAUUUCUUGACCAACUAGUUAUAGAAGUACCAUUAGGUUAAAAAUUAGAGAAAUCUAAGAGAUGUUAUACUUAGUGAGAGGAAGCAGAAAUGGUGGGUAGAUUCUCAGAGGUUUUGAUGUUCAGUACUGACGGACCAUGUUCUGUGAUUGUAAGAAAGAUUGAAAACAGUUUGUAUGGAGAUAGUAGUUGAUUAGCAUUUGAGCUCUGAAAGCAGAACUCUAGUAAAAUGAUCUCGACCUAACAAAGGGUCUGUUCCAUUAUAUAGACUAUUACCAUAAUCCUGGAUUGUUUCAACUGGGUUUUGGCCUCCCCAUUAUAUGAGAUCAUAUGUAUAUAUCUAAGAAGUCUGAUUAAAGUAUGGAAAGAUUUUAGGAAACACUAAGAAGAUACAGGGAUCUUUAUUGAUACCUAAAAAGAUUACAAUUGAGUAAUUGCUCAAUUGAGUGUAGGGGCAUACCUGAAGGAAGAAUUUGCAUUUGGGACUUCGAAGGAAGCUUCUGAGAGAUUUGGGAAAAGACCUGAACAAAAAGUUAAAGCAUGGUGAAUGUAAUAUCACUGUCAAUCCAGUAUAAAAGCAGAGGAAAUUGAAGGAAAAUCUGUAUACCAUAUGCACAUUUUUUCUGUCUUUUUAGAUCUUAGAUGCUAGCGUUACAUCCACAAAACCAGUGUUGCCUUGUAUAACUAUUAUAUUGGCCUGCUGACCUGUGCUACCUCAGAUCUGUAAAGGAACCAGUAUGUCGCAUAUUCUUGUUUCUUCAUUCAGUUGAAUAUGGUUUUUCAUCAUUUCUCUUCAAAAUAAUUUAGAAAAAUAAAUUUCUAAAGUCAUAAUUUUUUAAUUUAGCCUUUUUAAAAACAUUUUCCCUUCCAUGUAUAGUGCAAUCAAUUGAGGGUGUUGUCAGUUUUCUGUCUGCUAUUUCAAAAGUCUUUUUUUUUUUUUUUUUUUUUUGAGAUGGAGUCUCACUCUGACUCCCAGGCUGCAGUGCUGUGGCUUGAUCAUAGCUCACUGUAGCUUUAAACUCCUGGGCUCAAGCAAUCCUCCCACCUUAGCCUCCUGAGUAGCUGGGACUACAAGUGCAGACUACCACACCACUCUACCACACUAUUUUGUAUAGAGACAGGGUCUUACUGUGUUGCCUAGGCUGGUCUUGAACUCCUGGCCUCAAGUGAUCCUCCCACCUCAGCGUCCCAAAGUGUUUGGAUUACAGAUGUGACCCAAUGCACCCAACCAAACUUCUUUUUUUUUUUUUUUUUUGAGAGAAGGUCUUGCUCUGUCACCCAGGCUGGAAUGCAGUGCAGUGGCACAAUCUCAUCUCACUGUAACCUACACCUCCUGGGUUCAAGUGAUUCUUGUGCCUCAGCCUCCCAAGUAGCUGGGAUUACAGGCACGCACCACAAUGCCCAGCUAAUUUUUGUAUUUUUAAUAGAGACGAGGUUUUGCUAUGUUGUCCAGGUUGGUCUCGAACUCCUGGCCUCAAUUGAUCCACCUGCCUUGGUCUUUCAAAGUGCUAGGAUUAUAGGCACGAGCCACUGCACCUGGCCUCAAAAAUCAUUUUUAAAAGAAGCAGUAUAUUAGCUCUGGGUCUUCUCAUGACUAAAAUGACUAUUUUUAAACAUAAGACCAUAUUUUAUAAAUGUACAGAUAAUUCAAAUCUAUUAUCUAAUGUAUUAGGUUAAUUUCUAUUUGUUCUAUACUUUUUUUUUUGAGAUGGAGUCUUGCUCUGUCGCCCAGGCUGGAGUGCAGUGGUGCAAUCUUGGCUCACUGCAAGCUCCGCCUCCUGGGUUCAUGCCAUUCUCCUGCCUCGGCCUUCCAAGUAGCUGGGACUACAGGUGCCUGCCCCGACACCUGGCUAAUUUUUUAAAAAAUAUUUUUAGUAGAGACAGGGUUUCACCGUGUUAGCCAGGAUGGUCUCGAUCUCCUGACCUUGUGAUCCGCCCGCUUUGGCCUCCCAAAGUGCUGGGAUUACAGGCGUGAGCCACCGCACCUGGCCUAUUGACAUUUUUUAAGGUUUCAGAUUUUCUUUUGUGUGUCUAGUAAUUCAUCUUUUAUUGUCAAAGAUAAUUUGCUUAUUUGACUUAGAAAAAUGAUUUGUGGGCAUACAAUAUUGUAUGUGAUACCUAAACGUUGCCAUUUUAGUUACUCUUACAGAACAACUUUCAUUACGCUGUAUAUUAAUAUAAAUUACUUCUUGAGUAAUCCCAGAAUUGUAGAACCAAUUGGUAGAAUCAGAAACUGUCUUUGGACUUGAGGUUUUUCUUCCCUUAGGGUAAAUUUUAGGUUUUCUGGUUAGUUUCCAGGAGUUGGCAGAGAAGUUCAUAUCACUAAAGGUGUUCAUAUCACUAAAAUAGUAAUGCUAAUUUGUUUCAUAUUUCUAUUUUAAAAAGCAAUCAAUAAAGACAUUUCAAUACAUUUCAUUUGGAAGCCCCCAAGUGUAUGGUGGUUAAUGAGGCUCAGCAUGCUGUUAACCCACCAUUCUCUCAGCUAGUGACUCCACUAAAUAGUGCUAGCCACUGAGAUGGUUUUGACCCUUUAAUAGCCUUUUUUUUUUUUUUUUGAGACAGAGUUUCACUCUUGUUAUCCAGGCUAGAGUGCAAUGGUGCGAUAUCUCGGCUCACUGCAACCACUGCCUCCCAGGUUCAAGAGAUUCUCCUGCCUCAGCCUGCCAAGUAGCUGGAUUACAGGCACGUGCCGUCACGCCCAGCUAAUUUUUGUAUUUUUGGUAGAGACAGGGUUUCUCCACGUUGACCAGGCUGGUCUCGAACUCCUCACCUCAAGUGAUCCACCCGCCUCGGCCUCCCAAAGUGCUGGGAUUACAGGCGUGAGCCACCGCGACUGGCCUACACAGCUUUUAAUUGCUUGAUUUAUACUUUAUUAAAGACAGGAAGCACAAUGAGCAGUGAUACUAAAAUAUAACAAAUAUGGCAUGUGAAAGUGAUCAUUAUUCAGAUGAUCUUCACCAACACUGUAUUUGCAUAUAUCUGACCAAACUUUAUGCGACAUAGGCAGGUCUCUGGCACUUCAAAAAUGAAUGUUAAAUAGAAAAUAAUAAAUAAUAGCUGAUUAGGGUAAUCAUUUAUUUAAUCAGAAUAAAGAUUAUAUCCAUAAAAUUUACUUGCAGAGAAGUACUUUCUUUUUGUUUUAAAGACAGGGUCUCACUCUGUCACCCAAGCUAUGGUGCAGUGGCACAAUCACAGCUCACUGCAGCCUGGACCUCCUGGCCUCAAGGGGAUGAUCCUCCUACUUCAGGGAUUACGCCACCAUGCCCGGCUAGUUGAGAAGUACUUUCAAAUAGCAACAUGAAGCCUUUCCUUUAUCAUUUGAAAAUAAAACGUAGCUGUAAACAUAAACCAGUAUGUCUUUGUAAAGCCAAUAAUAUAUCAUUUUAUAGGAGCAUUGUCUUCUUGUGUUUUUCAAGUUGACUAUGUAGUUCAAUGUCAGUCUCCAUUUUAAUAUCUUGUUUGUUUAUCAGCCUGAGCAUAUUUCAUUUUAAAAUGUAUUUGUUGAGAAGUCAUGGUGGUUUUUUGUUUUUCACAAGUCAAGUAGUUUGAACACUAUCACUUGUCCAAUGGGAAAGUUGAUGCUUAUCUUUAUGGCAAAUGCUUGGUUGAAUAAUAUAUUUGCAAAGAUGUUAAUUCUAGGGAGAGCUAAAUAAAGUUAAGAUACCUGUAAAACAGUUUCUCCAGAUGACUUUAAAAUAAGCCUUAUUUUUGUAAAUUUAUGUUAAAUUUUAGGUGUUAAGUUGUGAAAUACCUAAUGAUGUGGGCCUAAAUUUGCCUCAUUCAGACUGAGACGGGGCUGUUAAAAUUCAUUUCUAGCUAAUAAACUGUGCUAUAACUUC